Messenger RNA from Marchantia polymorpha subsp. ruderalis, 5820 nucleotides. The record is from the annotation of a GenBank genome assembly. Lineage: Eukaryota; Viridiplantae; Streptophyta; Marchantiopsida; Marchantiales; Marchantiaceae.
GGAAGGGGAAGGGAGAUGGCAGAAAGAAGAGCAUGAGAGUGGAGCACUCAUACUUGCGGCAAGUGCUCGCCAGUCGAGACAAGAUCGGGUGGAGGAGCUACAUCGGAUAGCGGAGAGGCGACCGCGGACCGUGCUGCUGCUGCUGCUGUCGUUGUCGUUGUUUCUGCUCGCCAGCCCAGUCGUAUUUAUUUGCUGUCUCCUCUCUCUCUGUUCCUUCUUCCUUCUUCGGGUCGUGCGAGCGCUCUGCAAAUCGAGUUCGCACGCUGUCAGGAGCCUGGACUGUGGGCCGGGGGAGUCGUCGAGGAAGAACGGUGCGGGAAUCGGAUUUCCACGUUGGCAAUUGGUCUCAAUCUCGUCGAUCGUCGUGAAGGAGGAGCGAGCGAGCGGAGGAUUAAGGGCGGACACCAGAGGAAAGGACAGUGACGGGAAGGCAAGGAAAAUUUAGGAUUCAGAGAGUAGGUGGGAAGAGGACGGAUUCGGUCGGGGUCGCGGUCGAGGGCCUGAGAGAGGUUCCAGGUGACAGGUAGGUAUUAGCUGAAGGUUGUAGACUUGGAGCAUUGUGCUGGUUGAAGGAUUGGUUGUGGAUCAGGGUGCCGGGAAGCUCGGAAACAAGACUGAAAGAAGUGAGAUCUUAGGUGUCGAGGGCACACCAGGCAAUGGUUUCUACUCGCCGUGGCGCUGCAAAGCGUCCGGCGACCUCCAGCUCUGCGGGAACACCUGCGCCAUCAAACAAGCGGCGCAAAGCGGCUGCAGCGGGUUCUGAACAGGCUGAUGCAGAAGCCCCCUCCACUGCCGCAGAGCCGGCGGCAGUGACGUCUCCGCCAGAGAAUGUCGCCAACUCUCCUCCUGCAGAGCCUUCAACCACAUCGCCCGCCGAUAUCGAUAACAACGAAGUCCAGACACCUCCCCCUGCCAUUUGUGCAGAAUCGGUGUAUGACCCAAUCAAAGGGAAAGGAACACUGGCCGUGCUUCUGAAAAUACAAAAGCAGGCAAUUUCAUCAAUGCAACCGUGGGGCAAGCUUAUAUCUCAGUAUUCACAGCACCCUCACGUUCCUCUUACCGGCUGUACGUUCACAAUUGGGCGCAGCAGAAGUUGCAUGUUGCAACUCAAAGAUCAAAGCAUCAGUGCAACUCUCUGCAGACUCAAAUAUUCUCAGCACGACGGAGGAGCUGUCAGCGUUCUUCUGGAAAGUACAGGGAGCAAUGGCGUAGUGCAGGUCAAUGGGAAAACCCUGAAGAAGAAUACCAUCAUUACUUUAAAAGGUGGUGAUGAGCUGGUCUUCGUUUCUGCCAAACACUACUCAUUCAUUUUCCAGCAAUGUCCAACAGUUCAACAAACAGCUGCUUCAUCUGCUCUUCAAACUGCAGCUGCGGCCUACACGGACAGAUGCAAUGCCCGAGCUAUCGCCGCCGCUGCCGAUGCGAUCUUUCCUGACGACACUGCUAUUUCUAACAUGGCUCUAUCCGUGGGUAUGAGGCAGAAGUCUCCCAGUGUACUUGCACUAUCUGACAUACCGGGCUCGGCUGAAGAAGCCGAAGGUCGCGGUCCGAAUGCUGCCGCUUCUCCUUUAAUGCCCGAUGCCUCUGAUGUUCUUAUGUUGGAUUCUAACACAAGCGGGAAGCCGUCACAAAACCAACCGACGAGGGGGGGUUGUAGGUUUUACUCUUCCCUGGCUUCGGGUAAAGUGGGGCCUAGUAGUUCAGUAGAAAUAGUGGUUCGGGAGAGUUCCACUGAAGUGGACAUGUCAGUACCCGCAGAUCACCUCACAGAAGCCCAAGAUUUUGCCGCAGAAAAGGCUGGAUUUUGUCCUCUGGGAGAACCUGUCCAUCCUGCUAUUGUGUCAGUUGUUGCUUGCAAUGGGGGAGGUGCAGAUGGAUUACCUCCCGGUGGUGCUAGUGACAAGAAAGAAACAGACAAGGACUUUGAUGCAGCUUUAGCUGCUGCGAUUGCAGGGAAACGCCAAGCUUUGAAAGACGAGUUUUUGAGAGGAAUCGUUGAGGGUCGCGAUACUGAAGUGUCUUUUGAAGAGUUUCCCUACUACUUGAGUGAAAGUACGAAGUCACUUCUAGUCACAUCAACGUUUGUCCAUUUGAAGCGGUCUAAUUACGCGAAGUAUGCCGCAGAGCUGCCAGCUAUAAGUCCUCGAAUUCUGCUGACAGGCCCCUCAGGAUCAGAGAUCUAUCAAGAAACUUUGGUUAAAGCUCUUGCUUAUCACUACGAGGCGAAGUUGCUCAUCUUCGAUAGCAGCUCGAUGCCCAAUGAGGCUCAAACAGAGAAUGCUGUGUCAAAACGACUUCCCGCGGAGGCUUUGAAGCUUCAAGACAAGACUUUAGAUGGGAACGAUGAUCUGAGCUGGUUACCCACGGCUGUGGAGAUACAAGCUGACAGUUUCCCUGAAGAUCUUCCACCCAACGACUAUCUAGAGUCCAGGGCAUCGCCCGUGAAAGGUGUACCUUCCUUAGCGGUGCCUGGGGAUGCGUCAGAUUGCACUCGAUCUGCCAGCGCUGCUCCUCAACAGGCGUCUCUGUUGCAGCCAACAGGCACUCCGGGAGGUUCAGCAUCCACGUCAGUUAAGCGUUUACUAAAGAAAGGUGAUCGUGUGAAAUUCAUCGGUCCUUCGAAUGCAUCUGGAGCUCUAGCUUCAUCUCUUCACGGAUACUUUUGCAGCUUACAAGGGUUGGAUGUUUCAAAAAAGAUGGAUCCGACAUCUUUGAGAGGUCCGUUUGUGGGCUGUCGAGGGAAAGUGGUUUUGGUAUUCGAGGAAAACCCGCGAAAGGUCGGUGUGAGAUUUGACAAGCCUAUACCUGGGGGCAACAACUUGGGUAACUUGUGUGAGGACAAUCAUGGGUUUUUCUGUAAUGUUGCUGAUUUACGAUUAGAAGGUGCACCUGGAGAAGAUACUGAGAAACUUAUGAUUGAUGCACUAUUUGAGGUUUUAUCGUCAGAGAGUAAGAAAAGUCCUUUUAUACUUUUCAUAAGAGAGGUCGAGAAGUCUAUUCUCGGAAAUUUUGAGCGUUAUGCAGCGGUGAAGAAGAAGUUGGAAAAGCUGGAGGGUAGUGUGGUCGUUAUUGGCUCUCAUUCCGUGUCAGACAGUAGAAAGGAAAAGUCUCACCCUAGUGGGCUGGUAUUGCCGAAAUUUGGGAGUAAUCAUACUGCAUUGUUGGACCUUUCCUUCCUGGACAAUUUUCCGCGAAUAGAUGAACGAAGUAAGGAAACUCCGAAGGCAUCUAAAAUGCUGACGAAGUUGUUUCCUAGUAAAGUGAACAUUCAGCCGCCACAGGAUGAGGUUGUGCUUGCGGAAUGGAAGCGUCAAUUGGAGAGAGACCUUGAGACACUAAAAGCGAAAUCGAAUAGGCUCCAUAUUCGCUGUGUGCUUUCUCGAAGCAACUUGGAAUGCGAUGAGUUGGAAUCCGUCGCCAUUAAGGAUCAGUCGUUGACAUCAGAAUCUGCUGAGCGAAUAGUAGGGUGGGCAGUUAGCCAUCAACUAAUGACCGUCCCGGAGCCGACAUUGAAGAACGAGAAGCUUUUGUUGUCUUCAGACAGUAUGUUACAUGGAUUGGGAAUAUUGCGUGGAAUCCAGCACGAAUCUUCUGGCUUGAAGAAGUCUCUCAAGGAUGUUGUCACGGACAAUGAAUUCGAAAAGCGCCUACUGGGAGAGGUGAUUCCACCAAGUGAAAUUGGAGUUACGUUCGAUGACAUUGGAGCUUUGGAGUCAGUGAAAGAGACGUUGAAGGAACUUGUCAUGCUUCCUCUACAAAGACCGGAACUGUUCUGCAAGGGACAACUCACAAAGCCCUGUAAAGGUAUUUUGCUUUUUGGUCCACCGGGGACUGGGAAGACAAUGCUAGCGAAGGCAGUUGCGACAGAAGCGGGUGCCAAUUUCAUAAACAUAUCAAUGUCCAGCAUUGCGUCCAAGUGGUUUGGUGAGGGAGAGAAGUAUGUGAAAGCUGUGUUCACAUUGGCCAGCAAAAUUUCCCCCAGUGUUGUCUUUGUAGAUGAGGUUGAUAGUAUGUUAGGGCGUAGGGAGAAACCUGGAGAGCACGAAGCUAUGAGGAAGAUAAAGAACGAAUUCAUGGCGAAUUGGGAUGGAUUGAGAACUAAGGACAGGGAACGGGUUCUCGUUUUAGCAGCCACCAAUCGUCCGUUCGAUUUAGACGAGGCGGUUGUUCGUAGGCUGCCAAGGAGGUUGAUGGUGAAUCUACCAGACGGAGCCAACAGGGUGAAGAUCUUGAAGGUUAUCCUGGCGAAGGAAGAGUUGUCCGUUGAAGUGGAUCUCGACGAACUAGCUGGAUUGACUGACGGUUAUUCAGGCAGCGACUUGAAGAACUUAUGCGUGGCAGCAGCCUAUCGGCCAAUACGGGAGAUACUUGAGAACGAGAGAAAGGAGAGAGAAGUUGCCAAGGCAGAAGGCAGAGCUCUUCCUGCCCUAACUGGCAGCGAUGGCGUCCCUCCGACGAUCCGUGCUCUCAAUAUGGAUGAUCUGCGUCAAGCAUGCGAGCAGGUCUGUGCAAGUGUCUCAGCGGAUGCCGCAAGUAUGACAGAGUUGUUACAGUGGAACGAGCUCUAUGGGGAAGGAGGCUCUCGGAGGAAAGCAGUGCUGAGUUAUUUUAUGUAGUUGUCACUGUUUGGAAAACAUCUGAGAGUGUUCUUAUUGACUCUUCCAUCUCGACUGGAUGUCCCUCGGGGGUGACGACUGUGACAGCUCACAGUCGUCGGGCCACAGCAGGCAAUUGGGUAUCCUGAGUACAUUUCAUUGCGACUCCUAAACAAGAGAGCUCCAGCUGGAUAUCAAUCAGCGUCCACUGAUACCACGCUGUUUGUGAGAUGAUAGCUCUCGGCACAGGAGACACAUGUCACACUGCCGUCAGCGAUUCCUGAACUGGAGGAGACGCAGAGUUCGGUUUUGUAGGACUUAAAAUAUGACCCAAAGCGUAUUUGUAGCAAUGCCACCAACAAUAGAGAACUUCUAGUUCAGUCGAGAUCUCCAGCCUAGCAGCAGGCAGGUCAUUCUUGCACAGACUCCAGCUGAGGAGUUAAGUUGACGUUGGAAAUUGGAUUAUUAGAUUUGGGUUUGUGUAUAGGGGUGGACUAGGUCCCCAUGACAUGAAGCAGGCUUACUUACCGCUUGUGAUUAGAGCCUCUGGCUGGCGGCUAGGAGAAGCUGUAGGUGACCCUGUGGAAGGAUUACUAAACACAACAAACGUAAGCAUCAGAAGACUAGCUGGAUUAUAGUGGGUAUAGUUCCCUCUGAUACAUUAGCUAAUGUUUUUGCCCUACUUUCGAGAGCCGCCGCUCGAUUUCGUGACUAGGCUCAUCCUUUGAGUUGCGAUGUCUCACUUGACUCGACUCAGCUUAGCUUAGUUCGACGCGACUCGUCUGGACUUGAUUCUGGUAUCUAACAGGAUAACUAGGAUACAACAUACUCUGUAUGUCCAGUCUGAGGAAGGCUCUCCAAAAUUCGGAAGGCCUUAGAUGUUGCGUUACAUAGGACAGUUGUUUAGAACUUGUAGAUACCUGGAAGUGCGCUAUUUAUGUAAUUAGUCAAUUCAUCGACUGUAGUCGAAGUGAAAAGGCCUUCUCUCCAUGCGAGUCAAAGAUUAUGAAUUAUUUACUUCCGGGACUGUCACAGGAGUGUGUGAGAAAACUGCACUGUAAUAUCGUACGCAGUGUUCACCUCGGGUCUCUGGCAUGUCAGAAAGUUUUCGCACAGAUCCACGGCAAGUUUCGUGUAUUUUGGUAAACUUUUAUCUUAAUUAUGAUGUGAGAUCUCCAUUUACCAACACUACGGCUUCAACUCCUCGCAGUGCAAUAUGAGCACU